Molecule: messenger RNA, 936 nt
Organism: Mus musculus (house mouse)
Lineage: Eukaryota; Metazoa; Chordata; Mammalia; Rodentia; Muridae
Gene: Vmn1r7
Product: vomeronasal 1 receptor 7
Exons: 1
Coding region: 1-936 (311 amino acids)
Biological process (GO): G protein-coupled receptor signaling pathway; sensory perception of chemical stimulus; signal transduction
Cellular component (GO): plasma membrane; membrane
Molecular function (GO): G protein-coupled receptor activity; pheromone receptor activity
Source: RefSeq, marked provisional
AUGUCCUCAUUCAAAAAUGUUCUUUAUUUCCAAACCGGACUUGGAGUCCUAGCCAAUACAGUUCUUCUGUUUUUCUAUGUUUUCAUAAUCCUAGGUCACAGACCUAAGCCCACAGACCUGAUCUCCUGUCAACUGUCCUUUGUUCACAUAAUGGUGGUUCUCAUUGGAGGGGAUAUUUUGCUUGCAGACAUAUUUGAGUCACUGAACAUUGGGAAUGACUUCAAAUGCAAGACAACAUUCUACUUAUUCAGAGUGAUGAGAGGCCUCUCUAUCUGCAUCACCUGCCUCCUGAGUGUGUUCCAGGCUGUCACUAUCAGUCCCAAUACCUCUGUGUUGGCAAAAUUUAAACAAAAAGUGAAAAAAUACAUGACCCAUGUUUUCUUAUGUAUUUGGUUUUUCAAUUUGUCCUUCAGUACUAACCAGAUCUUUUAUGUUGGUGGUUUUACCAAUGUGAGUGAGACCAACCAGAUGCAGGUCACUAAAUCCUGCUCACUCUUACCCAUGAACUACAUCAUCAGGGGACUGAUUUUUACAAUAUCAAUCUCCAGAGAUGUGUUUCUGGUAGGAGUCAUGCUGACUACAAGUGUAUACAUGGUUAUUUUCUUGUUCAGGCAUCAGAGGCAAUGCAAGCAUCUUCAUAGCUUCAGCCACCCGAGAGAAUCCCCUGAGAAAAGGGCCACGCAGACCAUCAUGCUGCUGGUGUCUUUCUUUGUUGUCCUAUACUGGAUGGACUUCAUCAUCUCAUUUACCUCAGAAAUGUUACGGAUGUAUGACCCAGUCAUCCUGACUCUUCAGAAGUUUAUGAUGUAUGCCUAUCCCACAAUUACCCCUUUGGUACAAAUCAGUUCUGAUAACAGAAUAAUAAUUAUGCUGAAAAAUAUUCAGUCAAAGUGCCACCCGAGUUUUUCUUUAAAAGACUUUUUCUUUUUUAUUUAA